Messenger RNA from Cucurbitaria berberidis CBS 394.84, 1653 nucleotides. RefSeq lists its product as uncharacterized. The coding region runs from base 1 to 1653 and encodes 550 amino acids. NCBI's taxonomy places the organism in Eukaryota, Fungi, Ascomycota, Dothideomycetes, Pleosporales, Cucurbitariaceae. The record is from RefSeq and is a predicted model, not a curated record. The transcript has 4 exons.
AUGACUGCUCUCAAAACUGCAGAUGAGCUCUACAAUGAUCUUAAGAGCAAGGAAAUGCUUCAGGGUUGGGAUAUGCUGAUCGCAUAUCGCCAAAAAGAAGUGAACGAGAUGCUCGUAGCCCGACACACUGAAAUUCUCUCCAAAAAUCCAGCUUGGAACUUAUUCUCUUUCGAGGUUCCCUUCGAUGAUGAAGCAACGCACGAGAAGAAGAUUAAGAAAUACGAUAUUAAAUAUGAAACACCGACACUGUCCUUCCUCAGCUCUAAUCCACAGCAAAUCCAGCUGUUGUUCAAAUGCUCCGGAUCAUGGGUAGUCAAUCAAGUUGGUGCCAAUCCCUGGAUCUUCCCGGACGAUUGCUACAUGCGGUGUGUGACCGAUUUCAUUCACGUUGUGGGAGAUGUCGGAGCCGGUGACAUGAAGCCGGCAACGAGCAACCAAGUCGGCCUAACGGAAAGCGGAACGACCAACCAGUCUCACGUAGCCAUCAAUCUUCCCAAAUGUGUUGCCCAAUUCGUGAACGGUAAGGGAGAACCCAUCAUUGCUAUGAACAUCGGUGGAGGCGACAUCGCCCUCCGAGACUUCAUUUCCAGAUGGGGCUUCAAGUACCACCUCACGGGCGUUUCGACAACCGCCCCAGACGCGACGACUACAAAGCUGAUUCCGAAGCAAUUCGUCAUGACGCUAUAUAUCGGAAACGACGCUGAGUCCUCGGCGCUUCUGAUGUGGAUCAACUUGGAAGGAUUGAAUAUGGCCGGACACAUGCCAGACAAGAAGCCCGACAACCCCGGAGCCCCAAAUCAGCUGCCAUCGCAAAGCAGACAGUCCACAUUAUUAUUCACGUUGGAUGGCCAAAACGAGAUCUUUCCGCUGCCGAAAGACAGCAAUGCUGCAGUCUACAUUUCUUACGAUGCAUUUUUUGUGAAACUGAUUAGGGAUCAUAUGACUGCAUCGGGAUACAUGAACAUUGCUGUUGAAGCGAAGGGAGCGGGAACAGAAGGUAUGGUAAUCACUGCCAACCCUCCGUCUACAACAGUCACCUGGCCAGCAUGGGCACCAGAUGGCACGGAGAACAACAACGGCGAUAGGCACUGUGAUGGCUGUACAUUUGACCUGAAGGAUACGACUUUGACAAUCGAACUCAGCAAGAAGUCCCCAAAGCUCUCAUUAAGCCAUACUGUUGAGAACAUCAAGACCUGGAUUGUCAGGUGGAAACGCAAUCACACAAUUGCUGCUGACACCGUCAGUAGCAGUGACCUAUACCGCAAUGACGAAACCGGCCUACUGACAUUCAAUUUCAGCAUCGCGGCCACCGGAUUGUGGAAAAACGCUGGGAACAAUGAGAGGUUCAAGCUUGAGUUCAACCUGAGUAAUAACUGGGGCGUGGGCAUCAGUAAUCCUAACUGGAAUGCCUCGUCGGGGCUGCACCAGUGGUGGUCGAAAUGGUUUGGCAAUGCGCUUCCUGGCUUGCCUAAGGGUAUGGUCGAUGUCACAGUAGCCCUACCGGACCUACACACCGACUUCAAGGCUAUUGACUAUUUCCUUGAGACUAACUUGCUAUUCCCGGGUCAGCAUGUGUUCCAGCCUGGCUCGAUCCCAGACGGCUUGUACUUCCCACACGACUUUGUCGUCACUGGUAACGUACAGAAGAAAUAA